AUGUACAUUCCCAGGCAGAGAGCCUAUCUGCUGGGCAGACACAGACACAUUGCUGAUAUUCCUACUGACCAUCCCUCCUGUUCCAAACAGCAUGCUGUCUUUCAGUACCGGCUUGUGGAGUAUAUUGGCCCUGAUGGCAAAACAGGUCAGAAGGUAAAACCCUACAUCAUUGAUCCUGGCUCAGGCAAUGGUACGUUUCUGAACAACCAGUGCAUUGAACCUCAGCGCUACUAUGAGCUGAAAGAGAAAGAUGUCCUGAAAUUUGGGUUCAGCAUCAGGGAGUAUGUCCUCCUACUUGAAUCGUCGGACGCAUCAGAGGUGGACCAGAAGGAGGAGGAGGAAGAGGAGGAAGAAUGGACAUGGCAAUAG
This is a messenger RNA of Euleptes europaea (tarantolino), 369 nucleotides long. RefSeq names its product smad nuclear interacting protein 1-like. Gene Ontology annotation, biological process: miRNA processing. The record is from RefSeq and is a predicted model, not a curated record. NCBI's taxonomy places the organism in Eukaryota, Metazoa, Chordata, Lepidosauria, Squamata, Sphaerodactylidae. Gene Ontology annotation, molecular function: mRNA binding; protein binding. Gene Ontology annotation, cellular component: nucleus.